Alligator mississippiensis (American alligator) is the source of this 2022-nucleotide messenger RNA. RefSeq lists its product as uncharacterized. NCBI's taxonomy places the organism in Eukaryota, Metazoa, Chordata, Crocodylia, Alligatoridae. The record is from RefSeq and is a predicted model, not a curated record. The transcript is spliced from 4 exons. The coding region runs from base 53 to 745 and encodes 230 amino acids.
UUAAGUGCUUAAACUGAGGUUUUAAAUCCUAAAAAUUAGGAAUCUCAAGAAAAUGAUGAGGCUCGUCAUAUUAAUGACAAUACCUUAUUGUAUUCACUUCUCAGUGAGCAGUGGAUCAGAACUUUCAGUCAUACAAUAUCCUCAGGACAUCAACGUCUCUCUUGAUUCAACAGUUUUGAUAUUGUGUGAAUUUGACUACCCAGCUAAAACUACAGUUGACACAGAGGUUUAUUGGAGAAAAGGCCCAGACUGCAAUCAGCCAGGCCUCAAACCAAGCCCAGGCAUCUCUCAUUUUCAAAAAUCACAGGUGCAAAUUACAAAGGAAACAACCAAAAGGUUUUCAAUCUUAAAACUGAACAAUGUUCAGCUGGAUGAUAGUAACAUGUAUUUCUGUGAUGUGACACUAACUGAUCCACCACCACCACAGAAUAAAUGUGGAAAAGGCACCAAGCUGACAGUACAUGGGCCUACAUGUCAUGAUAGCAGAUCGGAUAAAAAUAUUUGGAUGUGGCUGCUUCUUCUUGGAUACAGCAUUAGUGCCACCAUGAUUAUAAUAGGUUUCCUUAUUCAUCAGUGCUGUAAAAAGUUCAGGAUCAACUCAAGAACCACAGACGGCAGCACUACAUUGCCAAGUGAAUGGACUUAUGACAAACCAGCCAGAACUGUUAAUAAUGGAUUUAAUCAAGAAUAUGAAGAUAUGACACUAAUAAGGUCUUUUACUCAUAAUGGACACACGAUGAAAUGAAAAAGAAAUGUAUAUACAGUAGUCAUAACAUUAGCCUGUAUAGUGAUGAAUACUUUAUUCUACCCAGUAGAAAAGUGGUUAAGUUAGAAUUGCCAAGUGUUCAAGUGACUCUUCUAUCAACACAUUAAUAAAAAAACAAAGGAAUGACUAUGUUGAAUAACAUGAACAUACAUGCUGGCCUCACUUUAUCUCUGUUACAAGUGACAACUGUCUAUUGGAAUGCCUCCUGAUUUCCUUUCCUUUCCUUGAUAAAGCCAACAACAGAAUGAUGAUCCAAUUCCUCAUAUGCAAAAAAGUCCAGGCUAAAUUCUGAUUUUGGUUAGAUUCAGACAUCCACACGCAUUUUGGUUAUUUGUGCGUUAUGAUGACAGAGGGAAGACUGAGUUGUAAUUGAGAGGAAUUCUUUACACCUAACCCUAACACAUUACUUCGCUCCUGGUUGUCUUUCUAAUCUCUCCCAGUCUCUGAAACCUGCAAUCUCCCUUUACAGAUUUCCCAACAAAAUGAAAAAGUAGCUUAUAAAAAUAAUAAUUUCAGAGGGAAAAACACUGUUCCUAUUUAACAACUACUGGAAACAUACUGAUGUGCAGACAAUAUAUAUGAAAAAACACACGGUCUUAUUACUUUGUCUCACUUUUGUCUCAUCUUCCAAGUUCCUUCAUAUCUAUUCGUGUGCUGUUUCUAAAAUUUAAGUGUAAACUCUUUAAGCAGAGACAAUGGCUUUAGAAAAAAAGUGCCAGCAGACUUUUGGAGUCUAUGUUAAAAUAAUCAAGUGAGGUGACAUGGGAAGAGCUUACCUUAAUUUGCAUGGUAAUGAAGUACUCCUUGAGGUAGCUUCACAAUGGAAUGGGUAAUGGUCACUUAUGCAAGACUUGGAGCAAACUAAUAUUACUUAAGUUGCCAGGAAAGGAAGAGGUUUUUACAUAAAUUGAUAUCCAAAACUGUUGACGUUGUUCUCUAGAGCACUUCCUUUUUAAUAAACUCUCAAGGCCCUGUGAUCUCUGUUCAGGGUGAAAAAUUAAAUAAUUCCUUACCAAGCUACCUAUCCUAUGAUUUUGCAAUAUUCUGUAACAUUAAGUUUAAUGCUAUCUUAGCAACGCUUCCUGUGGUACUUUUCUAGGAAGUUACAUGUUUAUCUGGAAAUGAUAGUAUCAUAGAUACCAUCAUAGGUUGUAAGGAAUAUCUGGGGGUCAUAUAGUCCAACCUCCUGCUCAAAGUAGGACCAUCCCCAAUUAUAUUAUCCCCUUUCUCUAUGUGUAAAGUUGCUAUUAAAAAAC